Molecule: messenger RNA, 3876 nt
Organism: Bufo gargarizans (Asiatic toad)
Lineage: Eukaryota; Metazoa; Chordata; Amphibia; Anura; Bufonidae
Product: protein HIRA
Exons: 25
Coding region: 158-3187 (1009 amino acids)
Biological process (GO): DNA-templated transcription; regulation of DNA-templated transcription; chromatin remodeling
Cellular component (GO): HIR complex; nucleus
Molecular function (GO): protein binding; nucleosome binding
Source: RefSeq, a predicted model, not a curated record
UUAAACCUUACUUCCCGCGGGCUUCCGGUCUUGGUGCGGGUUGCCGGAGCGGGAUGGAGCGGCGCUGAGAGGCGGCUCCGAGAAGCCUGCACAGGGGAGAGCCCCGGUGCUCAAUGGGCGGCCGGAGCUGACACCCUGCUCCGGGCACAGCGGGACAAUGAAGCUUCUGAAACCCACCUGGGUUAAUCACAAUGGUAAACCAAUCUUUUCCGUGGACAUUCAUCCCGAUGGCACAAAAUUUGCUACAGGAGGACAAGGGCAAGAUUCUGGAAAAGUUGUCAUAUGGAAUAUGCCACCUGUUGUUAAGGAAGAAGAUGAGAAAAAUGAAAGUAUUCCCAAGAUGCUGUGCCAGAUGGACAACCACUUAGCCUGUGUGAACUGCGUGCGAUGGUCCAACAAUGGAGCCUAUUUAGCGUCCGGAGGAGAUGACAAGCUCAUCAUGGUGUGGAAGAAAUCUGGAUACAUCGGACCCAGUACUGUUUUUGGCUCCAGCAGCAAAUUGGCAAAUGUAGAGCAAUGGCGUUGCCUCUCCAUUCUCAGGAAUCAUACAGGAGAUGUCAUGGAUGUCGCAUGGUCUCCACAUGAUGCAUGGCUGGCUUCUUGUAGUGUCGAUAACACCGUUGUGAUAUGGAAUGCCCUUAAAUUUCCUGAGAUUAUAGCCACGUUGAGGGGCCAUUCGGGGCUGGUUAAAGGACUUACAUGGGACCCUGUGGGGAAGUAUAUUGCUUCUCAAGCUGAUGACCAUAGCCUAAAAGUCUGGAGGACCAUGGACUGGCAGCUAGAAACUAGUAUCACUAAGCCAUUUGAUGAGUGUGGAGGAACUACCCAUGUCUUGCGUCUUAGCUGGUCUCCUGAUGGACAUUACCUAGUAUCUGCUCAUGCAAUGAACAACUCCGGUCCUACAGCACAGAUUAUUGAGCGUGAUGGUUGGAAAACGAACAUGGACUUUGUAGGCCAUCGGAAAGCUGUCACUGUAGUCAAAUUUAAUCCAAAAAUCUUUAAAAAGAAACAAAAAAAUGGAAGCUCAAGCAAGGCCGGCUGUCCAUACUGCUGCUGUGCAGUGGGGAGCAAGGACCGCUCACUGUCUGUCUGGCUUACCUGCCUUAAAAGACCAUUGGUGGUGAUCCACGACCUUUUUGACAAGUCUAUAAUGGACAUCUCAUGGACCCUAAAUGGACUUGGCAUAUUGGUGUGUUCUAUGGAUGGAUCAGUUGCAUACUUGGAUUUCUCACAGGAUGAGCUGGGUGACCCACUGAGCGAGGAGGAGAAGAAUCACAUCCACCAAAGCACUUAUGGAAAAAGUCUUGCCAUCACAACUGAGUCCCAGCUGCCUAACACAAUUAUUGAAAACCCUGAAAUGCUAAAGUUUCAACAGAAGCAGCAUUCACUUCUGGAUGGGGAACAUGCAACAUCUGUGCAGAAAGAUAUCCCAGUGCAGAAAGUGGCCAGCAUGGUAAAUGGUGAAAGCUUGGAGGACAUCAGAAAGAACCUUUUAAAGAAACAAGUGGAAACUAGGACAGCGGAUGGACGGCGUAGGAUCACCCCUUUGUGCAUUGCCCAGCUGGACACUGGGGAUUUUUCUACAGCUUUUUUCAAUAGUAUUCCUAUAUCUGGGUCAGUCGCAGGAUCCAUGCUGUCAUCUCAGAGCAACCAGCAGCUCUUAUCCCUGGAUUCAAACACCAACAGCUCUUUAGGGGCGAAAUCCACCCUAGAACCCACAGGGAAUGCAAAACCAUCAGAAGAACCUGGCAACAAAGAGAGUGCAAGCAUUGCUCCCAUUGCUUCUUCAACGCCCACAAGCGUCUCUGCCCAGCCGAAGAUUGAGCCCAUGAAAGCACUUGAUUCUCGAUUCACUGAACGAUCAAAAGCCACCUCAGGGACAACAGGAAUUUCACAUGUGAACCAGGUCGCUAAUGACCGACCAAAAGAUCAUAGUGCAUCAAAAGAAGCAAAGCCUCGUGACUUAGAGAGCAGUAGUGACAGUGAAGAAAAAAAUCUUGCAACUAAGUCUCUCACCAAACGAAAAGCUGAAGUGGAUACAGACCUUGGAGAGAAAAGAAAAAAGGGGCGACCUCGAAAAGACUCUCGGCUUAUGUCCGUUUCCCUCGCUGUGCAGUCUCAGGUGGCUUCAACAUCCGAGAAGGACUUAACAUGUGUUACACCAGCAUUAUCAGUAAGACUGCCGAUACCAGCCAUUCAGAAGUCCUUUACCUUACAGAUUAGUCAAGAUCCCUCAAUAUACAUUGAAGUAGAGAAUGAUCUGCGGACAGUAGGAGGAUCAAAACUAAGUCAGCUCAAGUGUAACCGAGAAGGGAAGGAGUGGAAAACGGUGCUCACAAGCCGCAUUCUUGCAGCAGCAGGAAGCAGUGAGUUGGUAUGUGUAGCCUGUGAGAAGCGAAUGUUAUCCAUGUUUUCCGGUAGUGGCAGACGAGUAUUUCCUCCUAUCAUUCUACCUUCCCAAAUCUCUACUGUACAAUGUACAGGUCGUUUUGUCAUGGCUCUUACAUCCUCAGCUGCUCUUUCUGUAUGGGAUGUCCUGAAUCAGAAAUCUGUUGUAAAGAAUGAGUCUUUAUUGCCUAUUUUAGCAGGGAGUGAUUUGACGGUUUCUCAAACAUUACUUACCCAGAGAGGUAUACCUGUACUAAGCCUGUCUAAUGGGAAAGCAUAUUGCUUUAAUCCUGCACUCUCCACGUGGAACCUGGUAUCUGAUAAACAAGACUUCUUGGUGCAGUGCGCAGAUUACAGGAACUGUUUGCCCUCACAGGAAGCCAUGAUAUGCUCUGGACCACUAGCCAUAAUCCAAGGACGAGCGUCCAAUGCAGGCAGACAGGCCGCUCACCUUUUUACAAUGCCUCACCAAGUGCAGCAGGAAACAACCAUGGCUUACCUUGAGAAUCAGAUUGCAGGGGCCCUGAUACUACAGUCAAGCCAGGAAUACAAAUACUGGUUGCUCAUCUAUGCACGUUACUUGGUUAAUGAAGGUUUUGAGCAAAAGCUUCGUGAAGUGUGCCAGGAACUCCUUGGCCCUGUACAUCACUCAUCUGACAGCCAAUGGGAAUCUAAAAUUUUGGGAUUCAGGAAAAGAGGUCUUCUACAGGAAUUGCUCCCACUUAUUGGACAAAAUCUUCACUUCCAACGUCUUUUCACUGAAUAUCAGGAGCAGCUGGACAGUCUAAUGGACAAAUAAUUAAUUCACAACUUUAACCUCCAUUUGGUUGUUUCCUUUGUGUGCUUGCCUGCUAGUUUGGGAAGAUGACCAGCAUGGCAGUGUCCACUGUGAGAAACAAAGGUGCUGUGAGGAACAUGCAUGGACAUGAAGGAUGGGUUUAAAUAAGCCUUUCUUGGCCUGUCGAGCAGCAGCUAGAAGCCCUGUAAUUAUUCCGUCUUUCAUGUUUGCUGGAAAACUGAAGAUUUCUGUUAAUAGUAAAGGCUGAAUGACAGGAUGUUGGCCAUUGUUUGAAAGAAAAGCACAGUACGUUACUAAAACACUUGAAUUUCGUUGCCCCCAUCCGUAUUUAGGGUUGUGUCCCAUUGCUUAAUCAAGACCUUGCACUAUAGAAAUGUAAAGAUGGCGGUCGCAUUGGAGUGGUUUUUUUAUGUUGUUUUUUUUCCCCAGCCAAAUUUCAUCUGUGAAUACAAGAAGAAUGCUGCCCCACUUCAGACUAUUUUUAUACUAGACUGUACUAACUUGUAAUGCACUGUCCACAGGCCAACAAUCACCCUACUUGCCCGCUGAAUGUAGGACGUUCCGAAUAUGACUGCUGUGUUUGAAUAAUCUGAUUCUGUACUCAUUCAGUUUUUGACUUUUAAAUGUUUGUAAAAGACAGGGUUUUUUCCAUUCCUUUUUUAACUACCAAUUAAAAAAACAAAAAAACA